Molecule: messenger RNA, 492 nt
Organism: Lycium barbarum (goji berry)
Lineage: Eukaryota; Viridiplantae; Streptophyta; Magnoliopsida; Solanales; Solanaceae
Exons: 2
Coding region: 1-492 (163 amino acids)
Molecular function (GO): nucleic acid binding; zinc ion binding
Source: RefSeq, a predicted model, not a curated record
AUGGAAUUUGAGAGGUUGAGGCAUGGUAACUUGACCGUUCAAGAGUACUAUCUCAAAUUUAUUUCGUUGUCCAGAUAUACUCCUCAUAUGGUUGCCGACAUGAGGGCAACCGUUAGAAGAUUUGUACUGGGGUUGAAACCCGAAUUAUACAGAGAUGCCAAGAUUGUAGCUCAGAAUGAUAAGAUGACUAUCUCUAUGAUCUUGGCAUUUGUGCAAGCAAGUGCCCCGGUCCUUAAGUUCCGAAAUGACAAGAAGAAGAACUUCAGACCACCGAGCUCUUAUUCUCAAGCUAGUAUGGGCCAGUCAACCUAUACUAUUCCAGUUUGCAGCAAGUGUAGCAAGAGAAACUUAGGUGAGUGUCGUAUGGGUACAGAUGCAUGCUAUGGUUGCGGCCAAAAGGGCCACAUUCAGAGAGAUUAUCCAUCAGCUAGACAGGGUAUUGGAGGUUACGUGGUGCAGUCCACGAAUUCAGCAAUCCCUCGUAAUAAUUAG